GUCCGGGCCGAGGACCGCGAGCGGACGCCCGGGCCCCGGAGGCCAGCGCCCAGCGAGGCCAGCGGCGCUGGUGUUGUGCCGCGGCGGGCGCUUCUGGAGGGGCCAAUGCGCGUAGGCAGCAGCCCCUGACGACCGAACCCGAGACUAGAAGGGACUGAGCGGAGCCGAGAGAGGACAGAUUGGGACCAUGGGCCAAGAGCGGUGCGCGGCAGCUGGCCCUGCCUUGCGGCGGUGGCUGCUGCUGGGGGCCUUGGCAGUGGGGUUCCUGGCCCAGAGCGUCUUGGCGGGUGUAAAGAAGUACGAUGUGCCCUGCGGAGGGAGAGACUGCAGCGGCGGCUGCCAGUGCUACCCGGAGAAAGGAGGACGCGGUCAGCCAGGGCCAGUGGGCCCCCAGGGCUACACCGGGCCUCCCGGGCUGCAGGGCUUCCCAGGGCUGCAGGGCCGCAAAGGCGACAAGGGCGAAAGAGGAGCCCCCGGGACCGCGGGACCCAAAGGAGACGUGGGAGCAAGAGGUGUCUCUGGGUUCCCUGGUGCCGAUGGAAUUCCGGGACACCCAGGCCAAGGCGGGCCCCGGGGCCGGCCUGGCUAUGACGGCUGCAAUGGGACCAGGGGAGACACAGGCCCGCAAGGACCCUCCGGCCCCGCGGGCUUUCCUGGCUCCCCCGGGCCCCAAGGACCCAAAGGACAGAAAGGUGAACCUUAUGCACUGUCUAAAGAGGACCGCGACAAAUACAGGGGUGAACCCGGAGAGCCUGGACUGGUCGGAUUCCAGGGUCCUCCUGGCCGCCCUGGGCCUAUGGGGCCGAUGGGUCCAGUUGGAGCCCUUGGAAGACCCGGACCACCCGGACCCCCUGGACCCAAAGGACAGCCAGGCAACAGAGGACUGGGCUUCUAUGGACAGAAGGGUGAGAAGGGCGACGUGGGACUGCCAGGACCCAACGGGAUCCCGUCAGACACCUUCCACCCCAUCGAUGGGCCCACCAAGACGACCAUCCACCCGGAUCAGUACAAGGGCGAAAAGGGAAGCCGGGGGGAGCCGGGCAUAAAGGGCAUCUCCGUGAAGGGAGAGGAAGGCAUCGUCGGCUUUUCAGGACCGCGGGGCCCUUCUGGCUUCGAUGGAGAGAAAGGAUCCCCAGGACAGAAAGGAAGCCGGGGGCUGGAUGGCUACCAGGGCACGGAUGGGCCCCGAGGACCCAAGGGGGAAGCAGGUGACCAGGGUCCCCCAGGACCACCUGUCUACUCGCCUCAUCCUUCCCUGGCUAAAGGUGCCAGAGGUGACCCAGGAUUCCCAGGACCUCAUGGGGAGCCAGGAAGCCGCGGUGAGCCAGGAGACCCCGGGCCCACAGGACCCCCUGGCCUGUCCUUUGGAGAUGAAGAUGAGAAGAGAGGCCUCCCAGGGGAGAUGGGACCCAAAGGCUUCCAAGGAGAACCUGGCAUCCCUGCAUUCUACCCUGGCCCUCCCGGAGCUGACGGAAAGCCUGGUCUCCCAGGAGCCCCGGGGCCUGCCGGACCACCUGGACCAGAUGGUUACCUGUUUGGUCUUAAAGGAGCAGAAGGACGUGUGGGCUACCCUGGGCCUUCCGGUUUCCCAGGAGCUCGUGGGCAGAAGGGAUGGAAAGGUGACGCUGGGGACUGUAAAUGUGCAGAAAGUGACCAGUUCAUCAGGGGUCUUCCAGGACUGCCAGGACCCAAAGGUUUCUCGGGUAUCAAUGGGGAACCAGGGAAGAAAGGGGACCAAGGAGACCCCGGACAGCACGGCAUCCCUGGGUUCCCAGGGUUCAAGGGGGUCUCUGGUGUCGUCGGUGCUCCUGGGCCCAAGGGAAUCAAAGGGGAUUCCAGAACAAUAACCACUAAAGGUGAGAGAGGACAGCCCGGCGUCCCAGGUGUGCAUGGAAUAAAAGGCGACGACGGUGUCCCUGGGCGCGACGGACUCGAUGGAUUCCCGGGCCUCCCAGGCCCUCCUGGGGAUGGCAUCCAAGGUCCCCCAGGGGACGCAGGUCACCCAGGCAUACCUGGAACCAAGGGUAUUCCAGGAGAAAUGGGCCCCCCAGGACUGGGCUUACCAGGCCCUAAGGGCGAGCGUGGAUUCCCUGGAGACGCUGGGCUACCUGGACCGCCAGGCUUCCCCGGUCCUCCUGGGCCCCCGGGAACCCCAGGACAGCCAGAUUGUGACACAGAUGUCAAAAGGCCCAUUGGAGGUGACAGACAAGAGACCUUGCAGCCAGGUUGUGUCAGAGGCCCCAAAGGACUGCCUGGCCGGCCAGGACCCCCAGGACCCCCAGGCACCAAAGGCCUCAGAGGGAUCCCGGGCUUCUUAGGAGCUGAUGGAACACCAGGGCUCAAGGGCUUUCCUGGAGACCCAGGCCGGGAAGGGUUCCCAGGACCCCCAGGGUUCAUGGGACCUCGAGGAUCCAAAGGUGCUGUGGGCCUCCCUGGCCCAGAUGGACUCCCAGGCCCUGUGGGCCUGCCUGGACCAGCUGGACCCCCUGGGGAGAGGGGACUGCCAGGAGAAGUUCUAGGGGCCCAGCCUGGGCCCCGGGGAGAUGCUGGACUACCUGGACACCCGGGGUUGAAAGGUCUUCCAGGAGAGAGAGGCCCCCCUGGAUUCAGAGGAAGCCAGGGGAUGCCCGGAAUGCCAGGGCUGAAGGGUCAGCUGGGCUUCCCGGGACCUUCGGGCCAGCCAGGACGGCCCGGGCCUCCAGGACAACAUGGAUUCCCAGGAGCUCCUGGCCCAGAGGGGCCCUUGGGUCGGCCAGGUGCCCCAGGCCUCGGAGGACUUCCUGGAGAUAGGGGGGACCCUGGUGACACAGGCGUCCCUGGCCCUGUGGGCAUGAAAGGUCUCUCUGGAGAUAGAGGAGAUGCUGGCUUCUCAGGCGAGCGAGGCCACCCAGGAACCCCUGGGUUUAAAGGAAUGGCUGGAAUGCCUGGUAUCCCUGGGCAAAAAGGGGAGAGAGGUUCUCCUGGGAUGCACGGCUUCCAAGGCAUGGUGGGGCUCAAAGGAAGAUCUGGGUUCCCAGGAACCAAAGGAGAGGCAGGAUUUUUUGGAGUGCCUGGUCUGAAGGGCCUGGCUGGAGAGCCUGGUGUGAAAGGCAGCCGUGGAGACCCUGGUCCCCCAGGACCACCUCCCAUCAUCCUGCCAGGGAUGAAGGACAUCAAAGGGGAGAAGGGCGAUGAAGGGCCCAUGGGCCUGAAGGGGUACCUGGGCGUGAAAGGAAUCCAAGGGAUGCCGGGGAUCCCCGGGCUGGCAGGAAUCCCAGGGCUGCCUGGAAGGCCCGGCCACAUCAAGGGAGCCAAAGGAGACAUCGGAGUCCCUGGCGUACCAGGUCUGCCAGGAUUCCCUGGAGUGACCGGCCCCCCUGGAAUUACAGGAUUCCCAGGGUUCACAGGAAGCCGGGGUGACAAAGGUGCUCCUGGGAGAGCCGGCUUUUACGGAGAGAUUGGCCCUACUGGGGACUUUGGUGAUAUUGGGGAUACCAUAGACUUACCAGGAAGUCCAGGCCUGAAGGGAGAACGAGGCAUCGCCGGAACUCCAGGUCUGAAGGGGUUCUUUGGAGAGAAGGGAGCAGAGGGUGAAGUUGGCUUCCCUGGGAUAGCAGGCAUGACUGGAACCCAAGGCCCUCCUGGACCCAGAGGACAAACAGGCUUCCCAGGGCUAACAGGGCUGCGGGGGCCACAGGGAGAUCCAGGGCGGAUCGGAGUCCCCGGCGAUAAAGGCGACUCUGGCUGGCCUGGCGUGCCAGGCUUACCAGGCUUCCCGGGAAUCCGAGGGAUCAGCGGAUUACACGGCCUGCCGGGCACCAAAGGCUUCCCAGGGUCCCCAGGUGCUGACAUCCACGGAGAACCAGGAUUCCCAGGACCUACUGGGGACAGGGGUGACCCAGGAGAGGCCAACACCCUUCCAGGCCCCACAGGAGUCCCAGGACGGAAAGGGGAGCAGGGAGCCCCAGGGGAGCGAGGUCCAGCCGGGAGUCCAGGACUCCAGGGGUUCCCUGGUAUCACCCCCCCUUCCAACAUCUCUGGGUCACCAGGUGACAAAGGCGCACCAGGCAUAUUUGGCCUAGAAGGCUACCGAGGCCCACCAGGGCCACCUGGGCCUGCAGCCUUUCCUGGGAGCAAAGGAGAUGAUGGGAGUCCAGGAGCUUCAGGAGUCCCUGGGAACAAAGGCUGGGUCGGGGACCCAGGCCCACAGGGCCGGCCUGGUGUGUUUGGUCUCCCAGGAGAAAAAGGCCCCAGGGGCGAACCAGGAUUCAUGGGCAACACUGGAGCCACCGGCGCUGUGGGCGACCGAGGCCCCAAGGGGCCCAAAGGAGACCAGGGAUUCCCUGGUGCCCCUGGUUCUAUGGGAUCCCCAGGGAUUGCAGGAGUCCCCCUGACAAUUUCUGUCCAGCCUGGGACGAUGGGCCCCCAGGGAAGGAGAGGUCCUCCUGGGGCACAGGGGGAGAUGGGGCCCCAAGGCCCUCCUGGAGAGCCAGGUUUUCGAGGAGCUCCAGGGAAGGCUGGACCGCAGGGAAGAGGCGGUGUGUCUGCUAUCCCAGGGUUCCGAGGAGACCAAGGGCCUAUGGGGCACCAGGGACCAGUUGGCCAAGAAGGGGAGCCAGGCCGUCCAGGGAUCCCAGGCCUGCCGGGCAUGCCAGGCCGCAGCGUCAGCAUCGGCUACCUCCUGGUGAAGCACAGUCAGACGGACCAGGAGCCCAUGUGCCCCGUGGGCAUGAACAAGCUCUGGAGCGGAUACAGCCUGCUGUACUUUGAAGGCCAAGAGAAAGCCCACAACCAGGACCUGGGGCUGGCGGGCUCCUGCCUGGCGCGCUUCAGCACCAUGCCCUUCCUGUACUGCAACCCGGGCGACAUCUGCUACUAUGCCAGCCGCAACGACAAGUCCUACUGGCUCUCCACCACGGCCCCGCUGCCCAUGAUGCCGGUGGCCGAGGACGACAUCAAGCCCUACAUCAGCCGCUGCUCCGUGUGUGAGGCCCCAGCAGUGGCCAUCGCAGUCCACAGUCAGGACGUCUCCAUCCCCCACUGCCCCGCCGGCUGGCGCAGCUUGUGGAUCGGCUAUUCCUUCCUCAUGCACACUGCGGCUGGGGACGAAGGCGGUGGCCAGUCACUGGUGUCGCCAGGCAGCUGCCUGGAGGACUUCCGCGCCACGCCGUUCAUCGAGUGCAACGGGGCCCGUGGGACCUGCCACUACUACGCCAACAAGUACAGCUUCUGGCUGACCACCAUCCCCGAGCAGAGCUUCCAGGGCACGCCCUCGGCGGACACGCUCAAGGCCGGCCUCAUCCGCACGCACAUCAGCCGCUGCCAGGUGUGCAUGAAGAACCUGUGAGCCCCCGCCGCGGCGGAGGGGCCACUCUGGUGCUCACUCUUAACCGUUACCUCAGAUGCUGACCCCAAAGCUGGAUUUAUUAUUUUCCUCUAAAAACAAUUUUAAAAAAAAAAAGCUACCAAAGGAAUUCGGCACGGCACCCCCUAACAGCCUACGCUGUCAGCCCGACCUGCCCAGGCCGCUGGCCACCAUCCCGCAGGACAGCCAUGCCCGCUGCUUCACUGGCCUCUCCGCCCUCACUCCUCCCGCAAGACAGCUCCCCUGGUCCCCUCCGCCCACGGUGCAGCCAGGACAGCCAGGCCGACGCCACCUGUUCCUGCCUGGGCUCCCGCCAAGGGCUUGGUGCUGUUUCCUACGCCCGCGGGAUGGCAGCCCUGUGUUCUCCAGACCCGUGGAAGGGACCUGCGUCCCCUCAAGAAGGCCACCUUGUGCUUUUCCCUGUAAGACCUCUCAGCCACACACACACUUCCACCACGUCCCCCUGGGCCUCUGGGCACAGCACACCGUGUGGAAGCAAAGACCUGGCUGGUGUCACAGGUGGGGUAUAGUGUGUCCCUGGCCACGGGUCCCGGGGACCUCGCCCUCCCUUCUUCCUGGUGAGCUGUCCUCUACUGCCUGUCCAUUAACCACCACAAAAUAAACGUUGGUCUUGAACUUUCUAAA
Molecule: messenger RNA, 5989 nt
Organism: Ictidomys tridecemlineatus (thirteen-lined ground squirrel)
Lineage: Eukaryota; Metazoa; Chordata; Mammalia; Rodentia; Sciuridae
Gene: Col4a2
Product: collagen type IV alpha 2 chain
Biological process (GO): extracellular matrix organization; collagen-activated tyrosine kinase receptor signaling pathway
Cellular component (GO): collagen type IV trimer
Molecular function (GO): extracellular matrix structural constituent conferring tensile strength
Source: RefSeq, a predicted model, not a curated record